GACGUCCGGCACUUCCCUCGUCUCAGUUCGUGCGCCGAGCAGUAGAGCGCCGCCGAGGAGAGCAACAGCUAGAAGCUAGGAAAGCGAGAAGGCGAGGUCGAGAAGAUGAGCCGGCUGGACACCCGGACGCUCAAGGACGAGCUGACGAACAUGGACAGGCGGCCGCUGCUGGACCUGGGCCACCCGCUCCUCAACCGCGUCGCCGACAGCUUCAUCCGAGCCGCCGGGGUCGGGGCGGCAAGGGCCGUCUCCAGGGAGGCCUACUUCGUCACCGUCGAAGGUCUCUCGGGGGACUCGGCCGGGCUCGACCCCAACGGCGGCAAGAGGAGCCAUUUCUCCAGCAUCAGGGGCGACGAUAGCCAGAAGUCGCUCGACGCGGUGGUAAAAACGGCUGGCAAGGAGGCCUUCCAGUGGGGGCUGGCAGCUGGAGUCUACUCUGGGCUGACGUACGGCCUGAGGGAGGCCAGGGGUUGCCAUGACUGGAAGAACAGCGCCAUCGCAGGUGCAAUCGCUGGUGCGGCCGUGGCGCUGACCGGGGACGCUGGCGGCCACUCCGACAAGCUUGUCCAUUUCGCCAUCACCGGCGCCGCGCUGUCCAGCGCCGCCAGCCUGCUCUCCGGCGUAUUCUGAGCCUGCUAGGGGCGGCUCCGGACACGGGUUGGUUGUCCGGUUAGGUUCUCGAGGGUUUUAGCAUAAAAAGUUGCAUUGCAGCUCACCGACGUCCAUCAAAAUGUGUAAUCGUAGAUCCGUGUCAGCUUCCUGCAGCAAGUCUGGUACUCUGCAGUUCCAAUGUAAUGGUUGCCCCGCUUUAUGUGUUUCCAAGACAUUCUGAAUUACCCU
Messenger RNA from Setaria italica (foxtail millet), 840 nucleotides. RefSeq names its product outer envelope pore protein 16-2, chloroplastic. The coding region runs from base 106 to 630 and encodes 174 amino acids. The transcript is spliced from 4 exons. Gene Ontology annotation, molecular function: amino acid transmembrane transporter activity. Gene Ontology annotation, cellular component: chloroplast outer membrane. Lineage: Eukaryota; Viridiplantae; Streptophyta; Magnoliopsida; Poales; Poaceae. The record is from RefSeq and is a predicted model, not a curated record.